Messenger RNA from Vanderwaltozyma polyspora DSM 70294, 1686 nucleotides. RefSeq lists its product as uncharacterized. Lineage: Eukaryota; Fungi; Ascomycota; Saccharomycetes; Saccharomycetales; Saccharomycetaceae. The record is from RefSeq and is a predicted model, not a curated record. The annotation marks the transcript as partial. The transcript has a single exon.
AUGGUGAUACAGACUGAUUUCAGCAGUACUUUUACCCCUGAGUAUUCAACUGAGUUGCAAGAAAGGGUUCAAGAUAUUUACCAAAAUGAUAUUAAACCACUGCUACCGCAGUUGAGAUUAUCUAAACUGAUAGAUUUGCUGGAGCAUACGGCAUAUCUACUGGAGGCCUUUCAUCAUUUCUUACCAUCUGGAAGGUAUGAUGAUGCUUUAUCUGCAUAUAUUGUGGGUUGCUAUUAUUUGUAUUUGAUUAUACCACAAUCUACACAGUUUCAAACGAAAAAUAAAUCUUAUAGUAUGUACAAUGAUUGGAAGAUUUUAUAUCAAAACGAGGCCAAUAUGACUAAUGUUUGUUCGAUGGUGAGAAAUGAGGUGGAUUCAAUCUUGGAUAAAUCGUAUCAAGAACCAGAACCUACAAAAAGAGUUAUCCCAAGAGGCAGAGCGUUUUCUGUUAAAGAUGAUACUCCAAAGGAUUAUAAUACAAUAGAGUUCCCAAUUCGGGAGAGGAAAUCAUCAACCACACAACGUCCAUUAUCUAUGGCUAAACCUUACGAUUCAUUACCAAUGGAAUUAGAUGAUUCCACUCCAUUAUGGACAGCCCCAUCUUUAAAUCCAAAUGACCAAUUGAAAUUAGCUUUGGAACAACCAGAGUUAACUCUGGAUGAACAACUAAGUGACAAAACACAGCACAAUUUGAUUGAUGACAAAUAUAAUAAUUUUACUAUUCCACUACCACAUCAGAUUCCUCUUCCAGUGAAGGUAACAGACUUUAAUCAUGAUAAAAAAAUUCAAAAAAUAUACCCAGUUGAUAGAUCCGAAACUCAUAGGAAGGAUAGUUAUCAUUCUGUAUACAUGGAUAAUGAUAACUCUGCAGGAUAUGUUCGGAAAAACGAUGAAGCUAAUAAUUACAUUCAAACAUUGGAAAGAUUACAAAAGCAAAAUGUAAUUACAUGUCCAGAAUUAUUUUCGAUAUUAUCCGAUCCUACAACGAAGGAUGAUAUUCUUUUAAUAUACUUAGGAUUGCCUGAACGUACUAAAUCAAAUUACAUUGUCGCAAAGAAUACAAUAAAUAUAGAUCCAAAUGUAUUAUGGGAUUUUGAAAAUAAUUGCCCAAUUUCAGAAGAUACAAAAUUGGAAAAGAUACUAAACGAUCAGUUGUUCAAUAUUAGAAAAUCGUUUGCAUAUGUUGUUUAUUAUACAGAUUUAAAGACUUAUAUGAAGAUCAAUUUUGAUUAUAAUUUUACUUUGUUUUAUUUACUUACAUCUUCAAGAACAUCAGUUCUGAAGACUUUCCCAACAAGCUUACUAGGUGGUUUAGAAAAAUGGAAGAAAGUUAUAAGAACAUAUUACCAUGAAAAUGGGAUUAAUGCUUUAAAUUACCUUCAUAAAUUUCAUGUCCAUAACAUAGAUCAAAAAGAAGGUGACAGAUCAAAUAUUGGGGUUGAACAUUAUUUCUGGAAUGCUCCUGAAAUCCCAAUGAGAAUUAGACAAAGGCCACCUCCUCCAAUCCCUUCCACAAUUAUUCAUCCGCCAUUACCACCAAAGAUUGGAUUGAUAGACUCUACACUUGAAGGACCAAAUCAAAAUGAUACAAUUCUUGCAUCUUCGAAGGUCGAUUAUUCUUCAAGCAAUAACUUCAUAAGAACAGAAAAUUACCAAGUGAACUUGCUUCCAAAUGGACCAACCAAA